Messenger RNA from Durusdinium trenchii, 10923 nucleotides. The record is from the annotation of a GenBank genome assembly. NCBI's taxonomy places the organism in Eukaryota, Dinophyceae, Suessiales, Symbiodiniaceae.
GCCUUGUUGCAGGGUCUCAAUUCCAACACAAAGGGCCUUCGUGAAGCCUGCCAGACUGCAGAUAUCCGUGGAAAACGAAAUGGAAUGCGUUUGAACCAGGAGGAACUCCGGGAACUCGUCAAGACAAAGCUUUUGAAUUUGUUGCCACCCGUGAAGUUUCAAGCGUUGCUCCAAUAUGCAUCGUUGGAGACGCACGUUGAGCUUCGUUCCUUUGGUGACGUCUUUGUGGCAGCGCAGGAAGCUGGAAGGAUCAAAGAACUCUUGCUUGUUUUGGGGCCUGGUGAGACCAGCCAAUCAAGAUGCAGGGCUGUUUUCCGUGAUUGGGGCGUGGCGCGGCGCGUUGCCGGUAGAGGUACCGAGCGCUCGGUCGAUGCAGCAAAGUCAGAACUGAUGGGUGUAUGUAUACGUUUUUUGAAAGAAUGCGAACACACUCCCGAUGGGCGUGCUGCAUCCUUGUCUGGGCCACCCGACCGGGGGCCAACCAGUCUCGCGGAGGCCGUGGCGUUGCUGCAGUGCAAUCGUGCUGUGCCUCUCAAGCGCGCAGUGGGCAAGAGACAGGCUUUGUCUGUGGCGCCUGUCGAGCUCAGCCAAUUGUUGGAAGGGUUGCACAGUGGGACAGUGACGAAGAAAGAGCAGGUUCCUUCUAUGUUAGUGGCCGGUUGCAAGGCACACAGGAAGCAUGCUGGUCGGGUUGUCCGCCCGGAGCCGGAGUUUGCCACGCGAGAGGCACACCGAGGAGCUGUGGAGCGUUUCCGAAGCCAUUUGCAGCUUGAUCCGCAAUGUUGGAGUGCCUGUGCAGUGGUGAACAUGCGGACUCCCCAGAGUCUGGAUGCCUUUGUGUGCACUUUGAAGGAUCCCUUACACAGAACAGCCACGCCCUUUGCGAAAGACUUUCGCGAUGUGCACAUCCCGUCCAACUGGGAUGGACAGCACGUGCUUCGACGCAUGGCAGCCAUGGAGUUGCAGAAUGCAUCUGCGGUUGCGCGGCGAGAGGCAUUGCCACUUUUGGAUGGACCUUUGGUGGCGGAGAUCAUGGCGCUGCGAGGUGACGUAGAUGGCCGCAAACCAGUGGAGAGUUUUGAUUUGUUGGUCGCAGCUUUGAAAGAUGCGCAAUGCAGCAUGCCUGACCAACCGGCCUGGUUUCAGAGUGCCUGGGGUGUGAAAGAGCCGGAGCAACUACAUGCCCUUGCGCAAGACUUUGAUACAUUUCUGACGAAGCAUGACCUUCGGGAUCUGUGGACGGAGGCAUCUUUGGGUACUGCUAUGGUGUGGGUGGGCUGGUUUGGCAUAUUGCAGCAUCGGGAUCAAAGAAAGGCAAAGGUAGAGGAAUGGGUCUCGGAAAGCCGUGGUCUGUUCAAAAGUCCGCCUGCCCAGUAUGUAUUGUCAACUCGAAUGGAUACCUAUGCUUUCCCACCGUUUUUCAAAACCGAUGCAGAGUCCAUGUAUGGUGUGGCAGGUGGAGCAGAGUUGCCAAAAGGGUUGUUGCCUAUUUUGACAGCUCCUCGAGUGUGUGAACUGUGUGGAGAUGGAUUUGUGAAUUGGACAGAUCUGUCUGCGCAUGUGGACCAGGCGCAUGUGAACUGGGCAGAGUACCGUAAGCGCGUCUUUUGGCAUGCGCAGCAUGAGGAAGCUGCUCCUUGUCAUGGUUUGCCCAUGUCUUGGGCCCGCAAAAGACGCAUCCUUGGAAACGCAACCGCCCAACUGGUCAGCGUAGCCAGCCAACCGUUAGGGGAUGAGUCUGUUUCAGCAGCAGUGAGAACUGCAGAGCCUCGAGCCCCCGAGCGCGAACCUCGUGCCAUGGUGGGAUGCGCUGUGUGCGCAACGAAGGAAUGGACCGAGCGGAUGCGCCGGUGCUACAUGUUUCGCACUUUGCCUUUGGGGAAAGAGGUGCGGGAGGAGAUGGACGAGGAGGAAGCAGCUGAGGCUCAAGCUGGUUCGGCAGAUGAGCAGGCGGGUCGUCGGCGGAGCAACUUGCUUCGAGAUAAGCACGGUCUGUAUUAUUUUGGACCAGCCGAAGAAAUUCAACAGCUUUUGGGAGUGGACAAAUACGCAGAGCGGUGGCCGAAGAUUCCAGUUGCCGAACUACACGCAAGUUCGGUGCAACAUCCGGAUCGCCCUGGCUACCGGUGGCUGUUGCACACACGCAGGGUACCUUUGCGGAAAAAGGCAGAGUCUGCGGUUGCGCGCGCAGAGGCUAGCGUCGCGGAUGCGCACGCGGAAGGUGAAGCUGCGGUUGCGCGCGAGGCUGGUUCCCGGGAUACAGCUGUGGAAGGGCAUCCGCCUUGCGCUGGCAUCGGGGACAGUAACGGCACGGUGUUCCUUUGUCGGUGGUGUUGUCACAGCUUGUGUCACCGGAAACCCACGCUUCCCAAGCGAGCGCUUGCCAAUGACCUGUGGGGAGGCCGCGAGCAUCCGCUUUACCAGAAGCUUCGGGACUUGCCGGCUGCACGGAUGCUUCUUGGACAAGCUCGGGUACUUUACAGGAAGGUGGUGUUGAACCACAAGCAUGGAAGAGAUGCGUGUGAGUUGCAACAUGGCUUGCAAGGCAAUACCACUUUCAUAGCGCAGCCGCGAACUUCAGCCGUGGGGAAGUCCUUGCCGCCUUGCAUGGAGGACGUGGGUCAACACUUGCAGGUUAUUUUUUCUGUAUCCCGCACCGACGUAGCCAGAGCGAAACCACUGUUGGUGCCACGUUCCCUUUACCUCGAAUGCGCUCGUCUUCGACAACAGCUUUGUCCGUUGUUUCAUGAGGUGGAAAUCGAUGUAGCACGAGCACAGGUUGACCUGAAGGAGGAUGAGGCGCCCCCGGGAAUUGUAUCUGCUGCUGUGCGCAUGGAGGAAGCCAACAUGUUUCGACCGAAUUUGACAGGUCCGGCUAGCUCGCGAGCAGCGGACACGGCAGCGAGGUCGCGGGAAGAUGAAAUUGUAGAAGCUGACUUGUUGGAUGAAGAGCCGGAAAAGUUGGAUGCAGAGGCAGAGGGUGAAGAGUCCUGUGCGGCUGCGCAAGGAGAAGCGGGGAAAGCUCCGGUGGAAGAAGCAGAGAACCUCAUUGGACUUGAUGAGGCCGCGGACAACGAUCCUCUGCAGCAUUACGUCGUCCUACAGGAGCAAAUUCGACGUAUACAGGAGGACCAAGCUCGCAUUCAGAGGAAGGAAGAGAAGGCAGAGGCCGCACAAGGUGAUGCUCAAGUGGUUGCUGGCAUGGAACUGACUGCGGCUCGAGAAGCCUGUCGAGGACACGCUUUAGAACUGCGGGAAGUGUGUCGUAGAUUGGCCGACAGACAUGAACAGAGCAUUGAAGCGGAACUGCAACUUCUGGAAGGACCGCGGACGCCGGAUGCCAAUGUGUUGGAAGUGCGGGCGGGACAGCUCCUGUCCAUGUUCCUUCCCGAGUCUUGGUGUUUGGCUUUCACGGAAUUUUUCUUCGGAGAUUGCUUACCUUUUGAUCAACGCAGACCUGUGCGGAUUGCGCCAAGAGCGCUCAUGGCAUGUCUUUUGAAAAGAGAAGAGUUGGAAUAUCACCUUGCAACAGACGCCGUUCCAUAUGCGGCGCGGCCAACGUCCAGGUGGGACAACGCGGAGGCAAAGGCCGAGGAUUUCCAGGCUCUGCAACGAUAUUCCACGCUGGGUCAGGCUUAUGCGAGUGCUGGCAACAGGGAUGGACCAGCCAUGAAAGCGCUGAAGCAUCUGCUGACCAGCACUGCUGUAGUCCCAUUGACAGAAGGGAACAAAAUGAAACUACGCCAUUUCGGACAUGCGAUGGACAUGACCUUCGGCCCGCUCAAAUUAUUUUUGACGUGUAAUUUCGCUGAUACCUACAUGCCUUUGACCAUGACAGUGUUCGACCCAAGCAAUAUGGAAAGACUGUGCGAGACUCAGUGGGAUCUCUUGGCAGAACGACCUCUUUUGCCUGCUUUACAGCACAUGCAUCGGGUCGUGGCCAGAUCGCCAGUGACGCAGGCCCGAGUGUUUUUGCUUAUGGAAGAAAUCAUUCUGACACAGAUCCUCGGCGUGCACUCAGCAUACAUCGGGCAACAUUGUUUCGAUGAUCCUGACAUGCCGUCGCGGUUGCGCGUGGCAAAAGAUGACCAUAUGGCGUCCAAUGCCUCUCUCGGCGUUGCCGAUUUUGUAGAAAGUUUGUUGACGCCGUUGGAGGCGCAGGGCCGUGGCUUUGCUCAUGGACACAAAAAGGUCAUUAGUCUGCCCAAUGAUUCUGCCGCCAAACUGCAGACAUUGUUUGCAAAGGAUGGCCUCGCAAUGCAAGCAGCCGUGAAACAGAUGCGACAACAGAUUGUGGACGCUGUGAGUGUGGUGCAGUAUGACACAGCAACGCUUCCUGCUCAACAACUUGGCGUCGCAGUUCCACCAGAACCUUUCUCGCGACAACAGCAAAGACACAGCCGCUUAGAUGGAGGCGUAGAAGAGUCCGGCGAUCAUCGGAUGCUUUUGGAGGUGACGGAAAGCGAACCGCCUGGACAUAUUGCGUUGGAAAAAGAAAAAGCUUCGCAAGAGCAGCGACCACCAAGACAUGGUUACAAGGAUGUACCGUUGACGGGCUGUCAUCAAUCUGUCAUGCCUCUCUAUCGCUUGCCGGGUGCUUUUGGAACUAUAUGCGAGCCAGAUGACCGGGGACUUUUCCGAGAGCCGCCGGCUGCGGUUGCGCGCCCAAGCAAGGACCAUCUGCUGUUGCGAUCAGAUGCGCAGCCGUGGGUUUUGGACGGUUGUCGUCGGGUCGUUGGUUUGCGGUUACCUACUGGACGUGUUGCGCAGUGGGAAGAUACGUGUGCAGAUGCAGAAGCUUGGGCAAGGGCAUUUGGAAAAGAUGUUCGAGGUCUCUUUUGUCAAAACCAUGACCACAACUGUGUCGCGACCUGUGCAAAAUAUGCUGCAAAACACAUGGGAGAUGAGACAGGCGCACCUCGGAAAACGAAGGCUUUGGAUCCUCGCUCCUAUUGUCGGUUUUUGUUUGUUCGUGUCGUGGAGCUGAAGGUCGGGGACAAGCUGAAGCGUUUACUGCGACGAGGGAAAGAAUUGGUUCGGAAAGCGAGUGUGUUUUACAGCAAUACUCGCAAUGAAUACGGACGCGUGCAAGUAGUUCGCAGACACCCCUUCAGAUCCACUUCCAAUGACCUGUGUCAAGCUUUUGCACGUUGUAAUGUGGAUUUGCAACGAAAUGAUCGUGUCGUACCAAGUGAGACGCCGGAGUUCAGCCUAGUCGAUUUGAAGCCUGUGCAGUUCUUCUAUGGACACGCUCGAUUGUCUGCGGAUGCGCGGCAUAUCCUCGCAUGUUUGGCAGAAGGGGUGCGAAGCUCGCACGUGUGCGAUUUCUACAUGACCAAAUAUCUCGCCAAGGGUCAGCAAGUUCUUGCAAGUGCCAUUACUCCUGUUCUGCACGGCUUGGAACGUUUGGAUGCAGAGAUUACAGCAGGGAAAAAGAUCUUGGGCACCACCGAGGACCUAGCGCGUGCCAAAUUGCGGCGGAUUUUGUUUAGCGCCAACCGCUCUCAUUGGUUUUCCUCUUGUGAGCUUGCAAUCUUCGUCCUGACUGGUGGGCACAGCGUUGCCACACACAUCGACCGUCCUUUGUUUUUGAGCAAGGUUUUUUACUUGCUGGAAGAAGGCAAACGCCUGUGGAACGGAGCACUGGCCGGCGAUUUCGUGCAAGAUGCGGCUCGUCCAGCUGAUGUGGACGUGGUACAUGUGGUUCCAUUGCCGAGAGAAUCCACCAAACGUUCUGCGGAGCGCAGUUCCUUGGAACAGGACGGUUGUCACUCCGAAGACAAGAAACGACGGAUUUCCGAGUCGAGGUCUACAGCCGCAAGUGGUGAACAUGUUGAAGGAGAUGGUGCGGUUGCGGUGGAUGCAUCAUGUCUUGAAGUUGCGAAGACUGGAGAUGAAGCAUGUGUGGGUGCACCGUGUUGUGAGCGCGUGGACAUGGAGCCGGAACAACCUGGUGUUCGGAUGUUUCGCGCCACUGCUUCAACCUUCGAUGAUUGGCUGCAUCGUGGAUUCUUCCUACAAGAUUUGAAUUUUCACAGUUAUGUCGCGUAUAUUGAAAUCGUUCCUCGCCAACAGGGUAAGUUGGGCGAUUGUUUCCUCUUUGAUGAGCAUUAUCUGAAAGCAAAAACCUACUGGCAGCGGUUGGCUCCUCGUAUGGCCGUGCCACGCGUGGUAGGCGCAGCUUGCAGUCGCACGGACGUAGGGAAUGGUGAAGAAAACGCUCGCUACAAGUUGACCCUGUUUGGAUUGAUGCGUUGUCCCGGAGUGGGUGCCUGUGCUGACCCUGUGAGUUUGGCUGCAGCCUAUGUGUGUAGCCAGCAGACUCAGGAUAUUCGAUUCUCUCCUGCUUGGCGUCUUCGACGCGCGGAAGUGGAAGUUUUGGCCACUGAAGCUGAUCGGAAAAUUCGCAUAGCGAAGAAGUUACCCACACUGGCAGAUACCACGACGUUUCGCUGUCUGGAAGGUAAAGGUUUCACUUGGUGUCACAUUUUGGUUUCCCAAGCUCUGUACCAUGGACAUAACAAACAUGUCUGCGUCGGAACGCAAAAUUUCCAGAAGCUUGUAGUCUGUAUUUCUGCUUAUUUGGCACCAGUCGCGGAUACAUUCGCGGCGGAACAGUUACAUCUGGCUGAGUUUGUUGCGCAUAGAACACGGGACAUGGUGUUCCGCUUGGACAUGCAUACAGAAGCUCGAAACACUGCCAUUCAGAUAGCCAAGGACAAGACGACCGCGAGUGUCGAAGAUGAUACCGCAUCUGUUCGUUCGGAUCAUCAACAGAUCAUGGUCGAGAUCGAAAAUGUCGGUGGUGAACCCGACGCUGUCGAAGAUGACCGAGUGGGUGAAGCGAACGUGGAGCGACCCAUGGCAGGAGGCAUUGAACUCAUGACGCUCCUGCCGCAGGACUGCUAUGAUCCAGAUGCCGUGCGAGCACAUCUGCUGCAUGUCUCAGAGUUGGAAUCCGCAAAGCAGCGUGGCACCCGGACUUCGGAUGCAGUGCGCUUCAUGUUGGAAGUGGAGAAAGCAUUGAACACAAAAGUGGCACUUUGCCAUGAACACUUUCCCGUGGAGGACUCUGGAGGAUGGAUGCCACAAGCGUCCGUUGAGCUUUUGUUGUCUGCUCAGCAACAACGUGUGGAGUUCUAUCGCAAAAUGGAUUCAGCAGAUGACGCAGCGGAGGAGGCGACCGUUGCGGUUGCACACGCAGAAGAAGAAGCGGUUGUGCGCUUGGUGGCGGCGGAUCUGCGACUGCGCGGUCCGGCGGCGGUGGCGAAAGUGUUGGCCGACAGAGCCACUUUGAACCGCGAUCAACUUGGCUUCGUCGCCAUUGUUGCAAAAAUUCUGCAAGAUGCCUUUGAAUCACUUCCGCCAAGUGGCGAUGGUAUGCUCGCCAAGGAUCGUGUUCUGUUGCGAUGUCUGCUGGUUGGAGGCGGUGGAUGUGGGAAGACUCGGAUCAUCAACAUGGUUUUAAGACCGUUGUUUGAAGCAGUCUUUGGUGAUGGUUCCAUGCAAGCGCAGGCGCCUUCGAACAAAGCCGCUCGUCAGAUUCAUGGCCGAACCAUGCACAGCGCAAACAAGCUGCGCAAAGAUUCAUCUUUGCGGACCGUGCAUUUGCGUGUUUCCGCAGAGACACGGAAGGCUUUGGAAUGCAACACUGUCCCGCUGGCUGCCAUCGUCAUCGAUGAAUUCUCUCAAUGCAUUGGUCAGAUGCUGCAUGCGGAUGCGCUGCGGAAGUCUUAUGGUCGGCAAAGGGCCCUGGGGCUGGAGCUUCAUCGUUAUGCGGAAUUGGACGAGAGCUGGGGGCGUAUGCCGGUGGUCGUCAUUUCUGGGGAUGAACUGCAAUUACCUCCUGUUCCUUUUUCGCAUUCCUUGCUUGCCAGUGUGGAUGGAACCAGCGAUGAACAUAAAGCCGGCGUGCAUCUCUUCGGUCAAUUCCGUUAUGUGUACCGCCUGCAGACGGCCAUGCGUUUCCAGGAUCCAGUUUUGGAAUGUAUCCUGAGGAAAAUGCGAACUCCGGGUGGUGCGUUGUUGACGCAGAGCGAAUGGCAGGCGUUGGUGAAUACCAACAUCAGUGGAUCCGGCGACAGCGCUCGCUUGUCCGGCACUGAGCAUUUUUUCCAAGCUUGCUACACUUGGUCUGUGGUUAGCAUGGCCUAUACCAUUCGCAGUUUUGAAUCAGCAAAAGCAGCGGGCAAGACCUUGUAUGCCACUCGUGCUGUUGACAUGAUCCAAAAUCUGCAGGCCGACAAAGCUGCUGCUAUCGCCCGGGCUGUGGUUGCGCACCCAAACAUGAACGAGACCGGACGGCUUCCUCACUAUGGUCUCUAUCACGUUGGUAUGGAAGUGCGCUUCACUCAGACAGUCGCUGCUCCUCAUGUGGUGGUAGAUACAAUUGGAAUCAUUCGGGGUUUUGCGUUUGCUUCGGAGGAUCGGAGUCGCACUGAUUUGCAUGCAUCUUUCGUCGUUUUGCGACGCUUUCCGGAAGCUAUUUAUGUGGAGCUGCAAGAUGUGCCGCAGAAAUUUCUGCCCGAUGAAGCCUGUCUUGAACAUACACCGCACAUGGACGCCGAGUGUGCUGCAUGCUUGCGGAUGCGUGGCGUGUUUUUGGUGCGACCAUUUACGAAUCAACAAGGUUGGUCGCUGAAAGUGACGAUCCCUGGAUCCCUUGCUACUGGUACAGAAGAAGAGAUCUCUGUCAAGAUUCGUAGGACGCAGAUUCCGUUGGUGACUGUGAAAGCCAGUACUUUGCAUGUGUUGCAAGGUACAACGACAGAUCCUGGUUUGAUCUUUCAUUGGCGCUUCCCUCGUCGACUCCAAGCAGACAUGAGGUGGUUGGCUGCAUAUGUGGCCUUGUCACGUGUGCGCUCCUUGGAUCGUCUGCGAUCUGUCGGUCUCGACAAUAAGAUUCGUGCCAUCUUGGAACAAGGACCUCCAAAUACUUUGCCUGCCGCCGCGCGACACGGUCGGUUUGUGGUCCAAGUAAAGUUUCAAAAGGUGGAAGAGUACACAUAUACCCGGCAAGGCGCGCCGACCAAGGGAAAGCGGUUGCACGUGCUGUUUGCUAGCGCGGAAGAAGGUGCAUAUGUGUCUGGUCGCAUGGUCAUGUGGCAACAGAAGUCUGGCGAGUUGGAAGCUGCGGCUGCGCGCUUCCAGGUGGGUUUGCACUUCGAAAUGAAAUCUGUCGUCUUUCUCCAGAAAGAGGUAGCCGAAUAUAUUCACACUCCGUUGAAAGUGGUUCUGGAUCUGCGACAGACUCACUUCGAUUCGGUUCUACAGGGACAAUUUCCCAACUUUUGCCUGGGCCCACCGACACGUCUGAAAGACAUUCUGGAGUUAACAGAUGGUCGACAACGCUUCGAUAUCACGAGUCUCGUGCGGCUGCGCGGAGACCCGCGUACCGUAACCACCCGGCAGGGUCAACGUGUGGCGCAGGACAUCGUGCUUCGAGACGAGUCUUGUGUGCAAGACGGACAUCGGGCAGAGAUCACCACGUCCAUUUUCGCGGAAUCACAAGCGAAACUGGAAGAAUUUAUUGCUUUGAAUCUGGAAAAGCCGUUGACUUUCUUUGGCUUCGAUGUGCAAGUCCGUGGUGCUGAAAUCAAGGUCACUCCAUCUUUUCAAGACUUUCGCUGUGAAGUGGCUGUCUCCGUCCGUGCGGCUGCGCAGGACGAAAGACAGAACGAGAUUUGGAAGGAAGCAGGGCAGACGCUGACGCAUGAAUGGCAGCCCUCGGUUUCUACGGACUACUCAAGCAAAGAAGGCUUUUUAUCCUUUUGUGCUUUGCUGGAUGCUUAUAGCCAACAAGACGCAGCUGCCUUGCAUGGCAAGUUGUUUCAACUCAACAACAUCCAUGUGCCUUACCCACCGGAGCACCACACGGUGGAACGACGUGUGUUUUGGUCCACACGGAUUCGAGAUUGUAGCGGCAGCUUGGAAGUCGCCAUUCGACAAAAGGCAGCCUGCCAGCUCGCCAAAAUCGAUACAGCUGAUCACGAGAAUGCCGUCAUGGAGUUCAAUAGUCAGCAUGGCGGUGACCUGUUAUCGUGGCCUUUGCUUGCCAGUGUCAAGAUCUUGGUCACACUUCGUGGUGACAAUGACUCUGGUGCCACACAGGCGACUGACAGCGUCUCCACGACGAGUUCCUCGAAGCGGAUGCGCUUCUUAGUUGUGGAAGCUUCGGAGCAGGACCUGCAAGCGACGCCCACAAAGGCUGUGCUGGCCGUUGUUCAUGCCUUGAGCCAUGUGCCGUGCAGCGGAGACGCGUUUGCGGCUGCAUUGCUGUCGCAAUUGACCAAGAAUAGUUUUGGCGUUUUUCAAGUGCAGCCAGAGGUUGUGGUAGCGCACCUGGAGACUGGUGCCUUGGAACGCCACGCUAAACGUCGCCGGGUUACUUGUGCGAAGGCCUUGGUGAUGCUUCUUUCGAAAGAACGGACGCAGCAAGAAGCGUUGGGCUCAGACAGUUAUGGCAUUCGGUUGGUGACCAAGAAUGUUCGCGACGCUUUGGCUCCAGAUGCAGGCCCUGUGACUGUGGUGGCAUAUUGUCAGCGACAUGCUUUGAAGGAUUUCAUUUUGGAUCCUCCACGGACUGGAACCAAAACCCAAUACGCUCUGGCAUUGAUCUCCGAUCUGAGCACUACAUCAAGUGAAACCACAUAUGUGGUGGAACAAUUGCAGUUGCUGCAAGAAGGCGAUGCAGAAGCUGCAAUGAUAUGUCUGCGGCGUUUGGAGCAACUGACUGCCUUGAUCGCUUCUCGUCAACAGACGUCGGAUCCCCUACCAGCCUGGACGGACACAUUGGCGGAGAGUGCCUCCCGCAUCGCUUGUCCACGCAUCUCGGCCUAUCCCGCAGGGGACACAUGGGAGAGUCCAGUGAAGGCGUCCCAGGAGGUACCGUUCACGACCGCUGACACCCCGGGCACAGGCUAG